AUGAACGUAGGCUGGAGGAAAGAGUUAAGCAAGUCUAGAGGCAAAGCUUCAGGAAAGAGGAGUAAAUGGGAAACCUUCAGAGAAGCAGCAACAAUAAUCGCUGGCCACAGGCAGGCGUUUGAAGUUUUCUCAGGCCACAAGUGCAUGACUCCAAAAAAGCGCGCCGAUGUCUUUUAAUGCACUGACGGGAGAGAAAAACGUACGCUAGCGGCGAGCACAGAAGCAGAAAAUUUAUGAUUGACCCCGGAAACAUUUUAUUUUGCGUAGGUGUCGGGAGAGCUUUCUUUUGCGAUUUGUUCCUUGAUCCGGAAGAAAAGAUAGCAAAUAUCACUUGCCAUUGGAUUGCAUCAUAAGGGUUGGGCUUUAGCGAGCCAGUCACCUUGGCAACCGGACGUGACGACCCCGGAAGACGCCCGACCGAGCUUUGCUCCAGCUAUCGGCUUCAGUGGGCGGGGCGGCAGAGCCAGACUGACGCAGUCUUCAGCACUGACCAGGCUCUGUUGGGGGCGGUGCCACCAAGGCCACGCCCCCUGCGCAUGCUCCGGCGGAGUCUGGAGAGUUGUCGUAGGCUCUAGGGGCGGAGACGCACGCCGAUUCUCUCUCAGCGUAGGGCUGUGAGGGCGCAGUCCACCGCCAGGAGCCUUCCGGUUUCUGGGCGGUGCGCGACCUCGUCCCGAAGCCUGGGGAUACACCCUCUCGAGAGCCCGCUGUCGCCCUCCGUUAAGGUCGAACCCCUCACAGUUGCUGUGGGCAACUCAAGCCCAACAUUCCCUCGCUCUGGUUCUCGCCCCAUUGAGAAACUCGGCCCCACGCUUCCCACUUUCCUGGAUGAGGUGUCCCCUUUCUCCCCACUAAAAUGUCAAAUAACCUACGGAGGGUCUUCCUGAAACCCGCAGAGGAAAAUUCAGGCAACGCCUCGCGUUGUGUUUCAGGCUGCAUGUACCAAGUAGUUCAGACGAUUGGCUCGGAUGGAAAAAAUCUUCUGCAAUUACUUCCAAUUCCUAAGUCUUCUGGAAAUCUUAUACCACUAGUUCAAUCUUCAGUCAUGUCUGAUGCUUUGAAAGGGAAUACAGGAAAACCAGUUCAAGUUACUUUUCAGACUCAGAUUUCCAGCUCUUCCACAAGUGCAUCAGUUCAAUUGCCCAUUUUUCAGCCAGCCAGUUCUUCAAACUAUUUUCUUACAAGAACAGUAGAUACAUCAGAAAAAGGUAGAGUUACUUCUGUGGGAACUGGAAAUUUUUCUUCAUCAGUUUCUAAAGUUCAGAGUCAUGGUGUGAAAAUUGAUGGACUCACCAUGCAAACAUUUGCUGUUCCUCCCUCAACACAAAAAGACUCAUCUUUUAUUGUAGUUAAUACCCAGAGUCUUCCAGUGACUGUGAAGUCUCCAGUUUUGCCUUCUGGGCAUCAUUUACAGAUUCCAGCCCAUGCUGAAGUGAAAUCUGUACCAGCGUCAUCAUUGCCUCCUUCAGUGCAGCAAAAGAUACUUGCAACUGCCACCACCAGUACCUCAGGAAUGGUUGAGGCCUCCCAAAUGCCAACUGUUAUUUAUGUAUCUCCUGUAAAUACAGUGAAAAAUGUAGUUACCAAGAACUUUCAAAACAUUUACCCAAAACCUGUUACAGAAAUAGCAAAGCCAGUAAUACUAAAUACCACACAAAUUCCAAAGAAUGUUGCUACAGAGACACAAUUGAAAGGUGGUCAGCAUUCUCAAGCUGCUCCAGUGAAAUGGAUUUUCCAAGAUAAUCUACAGCCUUUUACGCCAUCUCUUGUUCCUGUUAAGUCUUCAAAUAAUGUGGCUUCAAAGAUUUUAAAAACUUUUGUAGAUAGGAAAAAUUUGGGAGAUAAUACUAUAAAUAUGCCACCAUUGAGUACCAUCGAUCCUAGUGGGACGCGAUCCAAAAAUAUGCCUAUUAAAGAUAAUGCUUUGGUUAUGUUUAAUGGGAAAGUCUAUCUGUUGGCUAAAAAGGGGACAGAUGUUUUGCCAUCACAAAUUGACCAACAGAAUUCUGUUUCUCCUGAUACUCCAGUAAGAAAAGACACGUUACAGACAGUGAGUUCAAGUCCAGUCACAGAAAUAUCCAGAGAGGUUGUAAAUAUUGUUUUGGCUAAAAGUAAAUCUUCCCAGAUGGAGACAAAAUCACUUUCCAAUACCCAGCUUGCUUCCAUGGCCAAUCUAAGGGCAGAGAAGAAUAAAGUGGAGAAACCAUCUCCUUCUACCACAAAUCCACAUAUGAACCAAUCCAGUAACUACUUAAAACAGAGUAAGACUUUAUUCACAAAUCCAAUCUUUCCAGUUGGAUUUAGUACAGGACACAAUGCCCCCAGAAAAGUAACAGCCGUCAUUUAUGCUAGAAAAGGAAGUGUCCUCCAGAGCAUAGAGAAAAUAAGUUCCUCUGUUGAUGCAACAACUGUUACUUCACAACAGUGUGUUUUCAGAGACCAAGAACCAAAGAUCCAUAAUGAGAUGGCAUCAACAUCAGAUAAAGGUGCCCAAGGAAGAAAUGACAAGAAAGAUUCUCAAGGAAGAAGUAAUAAGGCAUUAUAUCUGAAGAGUGAUGCUGAAUUUAAAAAGAUAUUUGGCCUUACUAAGGAUUUGAGAGUGUGCCUUACUCGAAUUCCUGACCAUUUGACCUCUGGAGAAGGUUUCGAUUCCUUUAGCAGUUUGGUAAAGAGUGGUACUUACAAAGAGACAGAGUUUAUGGUGAAGGAAGGAGAGAGAAAACAGAAUUUUGAUAAGAAAAGAAAAGCAAAAACUAAUAAGAAGAUGGAUCACAUAAAGAAGAGAAAAACAGAGAAUGCUUAUAACACAAUCAUAAAUGGGGAAGCUAAUGUCACCAGUUCCCAACCCCUAAGCAGUAUUUUACCAACUUCAGAUGUGUCACAACAUAACAUUCUCACGAGUCACAGCAAAACCAGACAAGAAAAGAGAACUGAGAUGGAAUACUAUACCCAUGAGAAGCAAGAGAAAGGCACAUUGAAUUCAAAUGCAGCUUAUGAACAAAGUCAUUUCUUCAAUAAAAAUUAUACCGAAGAUAUUUUCCCAGUGACACCACCGGAGUUAGAAGAAACCAUUCGAGAUGAAAAAAUAAGAAGACUUAAGCAGGUGCUGAGAGAGAAAGAAGCAGCUCUUGAAGAAAUGCGUAAGAAGAUGCACCAAAAAUAAAAUCUCCUGUAAAGACUUCAGUGAAAUAGCUGUUUUUUAAAAUAUACUUCAGCAUUAAUAAGUUAAUUGUAGACGUGUUCUGAAAGUGUCUUUGAAUAUGAAACUUGUUUUUUCAUCAGUUGAUUAUAGAACUUUAAGGAAUACAGAAAAGGUUGAUUCACAUAUGACUUGUGAAUAAUUUACAUGGGGUAUCUAUACCUUUGUCUUAGAUACCUUUUUUUGGAAGGAUAAAUUUUAUAUUUUUCUAUUAUUUUAACUAGAAUUCUCCAAGUUUGAAUAUUUGGGCAGGGUUUUUGUUAUUGUUUGUAUCUUUACCUAAAUUGCUCAGGCAUUAUUCCAGCAGUAGAUAGUGACUGUGUAUUACUGAAAUUUUACAAUCCAAGAGAGGAAAUCAGCUCCAAACUUAGCUUUUCCAGUGGAUUUGUAUAUGUACUUGCUUUAUCUCUUUACCCUUAAAAUGAUGAUACCUUGUAUUCACCAUUGUUAUUUUUAAUGUCGUGAAAUAAUAUGUAUUAUGGCAACAUUAUUUAAACAUUCAAACAUUUCUCAAGAAUGAACAACAUUUGUAACUUUACAAUGUAAUUUUAUAUAAUCCAAAGUGUAUUUUAGAAUUCAGGCCAUUUGAUGUUUUGUUUGCUUAUAGUGAUGUGUUCCCAGGCAAAUGCUGCUUUUUUUUUUUUUUGGACUAUGUACAUAUGUUACUGAGAUUGUGUAAAAAGUAGAUCCUGAACAGUUAUCACAUUUAAUAUUUCUUAAACUGUAAAAGUGUA
Gorilla gorilla gorilla (western lowland gorilla) is the source of this 3933-nucleotide messenger RNA. It is a transcript of the gene LRIF1, whose product is annotated as ligand dependent nuclear receptor interacting factor 1. The transcript is spliced from 4 exons. Gene Ontology annotation, molecular function: nuclear retinoic acid receptor binding. Bases 857 to 3163 code for a protein of 768 amino acids. Gene Ontology annotation, biological process: regulation of DNA-templated transcription. The record is from RefSeq and is a predicted model, not a curated record. Lineage: Eukaryota; Metazoa; Chordata; Mammalia; Primates; Hominidae.